CUCAACAACGACCGGUUGAGAUCGAAUGUGAUGCAACUGUAUGAGUCGACUGACCGUGUCCAAGGCAUGUGAUGCCUGUAGGCGUCGAAAAGUCCGAUGUAAUCUGGCAAGGCCGUGUGUGGCCUGUCGACAGGCAGACCUCGAAUGCACUUUCUUGUCCACUCGAUUAAAGAAGGGCAGGACGGGAGAGUCAGCGAAUGUGCUCGCAGAGCUGCGCAAAUCACAGUCAAAUGGCGAGAGUAAUGACUUCACACCUUCGACUCCAGCACAAUUCCAGGCUCUAAACUACACUUCGCCGACUUUCUCUCUCGACCUGCAAACGAGUCCUCAUAGCAUUGAGCUUCUUCCGGGAAGGCAACUGUUCCAGCGAAAUCUCGACCUGUUGCCACUCGCGCUUGUCGAGCUCUGUGCCGAAGUCUUUCUCACUCAACUGGCUUCCACAGUGCCUGUGUUGAACGUAGCCGCCUUUCGUCACAUGGUUUCGGCACGAGGAGUCGACGGCUUGGGUGAAGAGGAAUAUUGCUAUGCCUGCUCGUUCUGCGCGUUCGUUCUUCUACAAACAGAUAGCUUGACCAACAAGCGGCUGGUGUCUCUUGGAAUCGCUCGGCAUGCCGCCAUACAAGGCCAACUACUGCUCAAAGAGGCACUGUCUGCCAGAAGCCACCUGGAUCUACUUGCGCCUCCGUCUCUUCGAACCGUGGUCCUCGCGUUCUUCAUCUACGGCUGUCAUUCGGCUCUCGGCAGACACCGACUUGCGUGGUUCUUCUUACGUGAAGCAACAACCAUGUAUACAUCUGCGACGAUGGAUAUUGAGGAUCCUGCAAAGGACGAGACAUUCAGCAGGCUGUUCUGGCUUCUCCUGAUUUCUGAAAGAUCCCAUGCUAUACGCCGGCGUAGGCCAAUCACACUUCAGAUCACCCCUCAGAGUCCCUCGAUCAAUGAUACCACUAAGCAGUCGCCUGGUCUUGUUGGCUUUGGCUACCUGGCAGAAUUAUUCGAAUCUGUCGACGACAAUUUUAUUGCAUUGUGGAAUCGCGCCAGCAGCACGGAGUCCUCCAGCGAUCUUGUUCAGCUAGAAGAGAAGAUCUGCAAAGUGAUUCCGGAUUUGCUGGAUAUAGCAGAGAGUCAAGUGUCUAACAUACGUGUAUCCCAACAAUGGCUAAGGAUGAUAAUAUGGCAGCUGUGCACCAUGCUAGGAUUUCUUUCAAGCGAAGCUGACCACGAAAGCCUGACCUUUCGGUAUCCAUUGAGGAUCUCACGCGACCUUGCCAUGCUGACAUGGAAGCUACCGGUGCAUAGCAUGCAGGUGCACGGGAUGGGUCUUACGGAGAAAGUGUUCGACAUUGCCUUCACAUUAAUCGAUGUCAUAUCAUGCAUCCCGAUAGCCGAGGCAAGGUCAAGCGGAUUCGAGGUCGGGCCAGAAGACAACUUGAAGCAUUUCCUAUCCCUGAUUGCACAAUUACCUGGCGGUAAGGGCAAGUACCUCCCUCUCCUCGUCUCGAAAGUGGAACAGUCCUUGCCAGGUAUGGCUGCUCCAAUCAUGAGACAUGUGGCUCCUGAAGGCGACCCAAGACAAGAAGAGCUGGCUCUCGAUGCUUAAACGUUUAUGCUGGAUAGGAGGUCAAUCUCACCCCCAGGAUCCUCCGCACCAUGGUCAGACUUCGCAUGGUAUCUUCAGUGCCUACUAGACCCAUGCACUCCUGGAGACAAGACUUGAUUAAGGCUUUCGAACUAACAACAGUAUGUGGACAAGUCCAGCUUCUGGUCCUAUACAAGACAACCGGACGGAUAUUUUUGGUCUUCAUGUUAGAAAUGAAGUAAGACCUCGAGUGUCGAGGAAUGAAGGUAAAGAUCAACUAUCACUAUUACAUGUUCCCACCAAUUACAUUUCGAAGUGAAUGUUGUCCAGCUCGUCAUCGGUCAAGACAGCCUUGAUGGGAUCCUUCUCGGCGCUCUCAAUCUCGCGCAAGAACUGUGAAGCAGCCUUCUUAUCCUGUGAGAAGAGAUGGUCCACAACCAUCUGCUUGGGAGUUUCUCCGAGCCACUGGAACAGGGAGAAAUCCUGGAAUUGGUCGGCCUUGAAGAUCUCGAGCACCUCAACGGGUUCGUCAUCGCUCAAGUUUUCGAUAAAAUGGCCCAUAUUUUUGGGUACGAUGCCGACGUCUCCGGCCUGAAAAUCAAAGGUGCGUGCGAUGCCCGUAGCGGCGAAGAUGGUAACGCGUGCUCGGCCACUGAUGAAGUAGGACCACUCGUCGGCGUUGGGAUGCCAGUGCAUUUCACGGAUGGCACCGGGUUGGAUGUUGAGGUGUGCGGCGGCUACGGUCUUGGAGAUGGGAAAGUUGGUCGAAUCCGUGAUGCGGACUUGGCCUCCUGUGGUGUUGAGAGGUUCCUGGUCCAGCAUCUUGUGGGUGAAUUGAAGCUUGGACUUCUUCACCCCUCUGCCGCGGGGCUUCUCCUCGUCAAUAGACCCGGGUAGGCUGCCUUGGAAAAUAUACUUGUCCGCUGGGUCUAGGGCGUCAAAUACCUCUGGGUCGAGGUUGAAGUUCUCACCAAGGACGGACUUGGGCGUGUGAGCUACAGAAUGAUUAGAUUGGGGUUGCCUCUUGGUUUCUUCGACACGAGCGAGUGAACGCUACUUACCAAGCCAGUCGCUCAGCAAAAAAGUAGACUCUUCGUCGAAGUUGCCAUCAUCAAAGACUAGUAAGAACUCGGUACCGUUGGGAGCCAGACCCGUGAGAGAAUGAGGGUGACCGGGUGGGAAGUACCAAAGGUCGCCCUUCUUGAGAUCAUCGAUGAAACUGCCACCUUCGGUAUCAAGCGCCGUGAUGCGGACCUCUCCCUCUAGGACAUAGGCCCAUUCAGCUUGCUUGUGCCAAUGGAGUUCUCGG
Exophiala mesophila is the source of this 2888-nucleotide messenger RNA. RefSeq lists its product as uncharacterized. The transcript has 2 exons. Gene Ontology annotation, molecular function: zinc ion binding; DNA-binding transcription factor activity, RNA polymerase II-specific. NCBI's taxonomy places the organism in Eukaryota, Fungi, Ascomycota, Eurotiomycetes, Chaetothyriales, Herpotrichiellaceae. The record is from RefSeq and is a predicted model, not a curated record. Gene Ontology annotation, biological process: regulation of DNA-templated transcription. The coding region runs from base 41 to 1600 and encodes 519 amino acids.